This is a messenger RNA of Vanderwaltozyma polyspora DSM 70294, 2901 nucleotides long. RefSeq lists its product as uncharacterized. The annotation marks the transcript as partial. Gene Ontology annotation, molecular function: protein binding. Gene Ontology annotation, biological process: Golgi to endosome transport; Golgi to vacuole transport; protein targeting to vacuole. The transcript has a single exon. The record is from RefSeq and is a predicted model, not a curated record. NCBI's taxonomy places the organism in Eukaryota, Fungi, Ascomycota, Saccharomycetes, Saccharomycetales, Saccharomycetaceae. Gene Ontology annotation, cellular component: membrane; Golgi apparatus.
AUGUUAUUAUCCCAAUGGCUUUUAACCACCUGCAUACUGAUAUCCAGUUAUGUUCAAGCCGCUGAUCAAUUCAAGCCAAAAGUUGUAAGAACUGAAUCAAGAGAUUGGUUUGCUAUAUAUCCAUUUGAUGAUAGUACAGUACUUUUAAAGAAUGAGGAUACUUUAUUGUCUAUAUCCGAUAAUAAUGGUGAAACAUGGAGAGCAGUAGAGGGUAUUAAUGACGCCAUGUGGUGUUAUGUUGAUAAACAAUACCCCAAAACUAGAGCUUUUGUAAGCUCAAAAGUUGGUAAUAAGAUUUAUAUGACUGAAGAUCAAGGGAAAACUUGGACUACUGUAAAAAUAAAUGCAAAAGAAUAUUCAAAUGGCGGUAAAUCUGAGUUAAACUGUGACCUGGUUUCUCAUCCAACUAAACCAGAAAUACUCUUAGCAGAAUGCUAUGUUUGUGAUUAUGACCAGGGACAAUCUAGUGAAAACAUCACAAAGAGAUCUAUAUCAUCUCUAUUAGAUAAUGUUUUAAACAGCAUUACUAGAGAUCCAACUUGUCGUGAUGAGGUUUUCAUAAGUACGAACUCAGGCAAGGAUUUUACAAAAUUGAAUAUUGAUUUGAAAGAAUCUGAGGAAAGCAACCUAUUAUUUACGGAACUGGAUUGUGAGUUUGCCAUAGCAACUAAGCAAUCUAAAAAUAUCGAUGAAGAUUCCACUAUAUAUUGUAUCAGGAAACAUUUCUAUGGUCAUGAAUCUAAUGAUGAAAACGAAACGAGGUAUUUGGUAUCUAGUUUUGUAAAGACAUCUAAUUGGGGAAAAACAUUCGAAGAACUUCCAGAGCUUAAAGGUUAUUUAGUUAAUUAUUUUGAAGCUUUCGAUUCUCAACUUUUAGUUAUAACUCAAGAUGAUGCAUACAAUAGACAUUCGACACAGAAAGUCUGGAUAUCAAAAGAUUUCAAAACCUUUAAAGAAGCACAUAUUCCAACGCAAUUAAGAUUUAUGAUAAAUGGCUUAAUCUCUGAAGACUCAGUUGGUAGACUAACUAUGCCAAUUUUGAGAUCAAUUCAUGAUAAAAAGGAUUCAAGUGAUAAAAAUGAAGAUAACAAAAAAAUGCACCAUACUGGCAACAUCGUCUCAGAUAUUUUAAUAUCUGACUCAAGAGGUACAAAAUUCACGUUCGUUGAAUGGAUGAAUAGUGAUGACAUAUUUUCGAGAGAAAUAAGUUCUUUCAAGUCUUUAAAAGGAACCCUUUUUGGAUAUACACAAGAAUAUCCCAAUUAUGGAAACGAAGGAUCGGACUUUAAAGUGAGACUUAAAUCCAAGGUUUCUGUUGAUAACGGCAAUACAUGGUCCAAUUUGAAGAUUGUUGACCCAGAGAAUAAGUCUAAAUAUUCAUGUAAUAUCGACAUUCCUGAGAGCUGUUCUUUGAAUAUUAUGUCGAUGUUUGGCAAUACCAAGUUUAUGACCGCUGGUAUUAUGAUGGUCAAUGGUGCUGUUUCCGAUGGAGGUCGUUCAUCUUGGAGCGAACUAAAUACCUUCAUAUCUAGAGAUGGUGGUCUCACUUGGAAAUUAGCUUUUGAAUUCCAAACCAUAACUGCAUUUGGUGAUUAUGGGAAUGUUAUUGUUGCUGUUCCAUAUGAUCCUGAGAGUGACGACGACUCACAAUCUGAAUUUUACUAUUCGCUUGAUCAAGGUACAACAUGGACUGAAUAUCAGUUAGAAAAAACAAUUCUCCCAAUGCAACUAAUUAGCACUACGCCAGAUGGAUCUGGCCUGACAUUUAUCUUAAAUGGUUUAAAUAUGGAUAGCUCUGGUGGAAGUAGAUGGCGCUGGAAUGACAAAAAGGAGACGAAUUUUGUCUAUUCAUUAGAUUUUUCUGAUGCUUUUGAAGGAAAAGCUUGUGUAGAUAGUGACUUAGAAAAGUGGUAUAUUGCCGGUGGAAAUUGUAUCAAUGGUGCUAAAUAUAGCUUUGACAGAAGAAAGGCUGAUUCCAAAUGUUUAAUGAGAAAGCUUUAUGAGGAUCUGGCAUAUACAGAAGAAAUUUGCGAAAAAUGUUCUGAUGAUGACUAUGAAUGCUCGUACGAAUUUGUUAAAGAUAGCAGUGGAAAAUGUGUUGCUGAUUUUGAAUUAUUGAGUUUAUCUGGCUCCUGUGCUAAAGCUAAAAAUGGAAAAAUAAGUCUAAAGCCAAAACAGCGCAUUGUCAAUACUCUAUGUAAGGUUGAUAUGAAAAUUGAAGACGUUUUAGUCCCAUGUACUGAAGUUGAUUCCCCAGAAAACCCAGAUAAUAUUAUAACUGUAUCUGAAAACAAGUUUGACAGUGCUUUACUGACCUACAAAUACUUCGAUACGGCUUCUGAUGAAUCCUUAUUAAUGAUGACAUUGGAUAAUGAAGUCUAUGUAUCUCAUGACGGUGGUAAGAAUAUAAAGAAGGUAAAUACUAAUAGAGAGAAAAUAGUUGAAAUUGUGUUCAAUCCUUUCUACAGUAAAGAUGCAUAUUUGUUUGGUAGAGAUGGAGGUUUAUAUAUAACUCACGAUCGAGGACAAACCUUUACUAAAUCCCAAUUACCCGAGACUAGACAAUUGGGUUUAAAGUUGGAAUUCCACGCUACAAAACAAAACACUUUUAUUUACUAUGGUGGUAAGGAUUGCGAUUCAAUGUUUAGUGAAAAAUGUCAUGCAGUAGCAUAUAUAACAACAGAUGGAGGUGAAACCUUCUCAGAAAUGCUAAAUAACGGGAUCCACUGCAAAUUUUCUGGAUCUACAUUCAAAGAUCCAUAUAAUGAAGAUCAAAUUAUUUGUCAAAUAUUAGAUUCAAGUAAUGGUAAAAAGAAAUUAGUAUCAUCUACUAACUUCUUCAAGUCUGAUUCACAGACUGAAACUCUUUUUGAAGAGGUAAUUGGCUUCAUGUCAACCGGA